CCGGAACGUAUUCAGCUACGUCAAUACCGUUGCAUCGUGGGAAAUGUAUUCUUAUUGUCGUGCUGUUGAAACGAACGUUAUUUUACUCUCGCCUUUUGUCCAAUCAGUGAACGACAACAAGUAGCAUAUGGUCGGAUAAUGGACGCCAUAAAUCUGGAUAAACCGGCCUUGGAAGCAGUAGACGACUACUGCGAGUACAGAAGGAUUGUUGGUGAAGAUGAUGGAGGAAAACUUUUCACUCCAGAGGAAUAUGAAGAGUACAAGAGAAAGGUUCUACCUCUGCGUAUGAAAAACAGGCUCUAUGUGAGCUUUGGCGUACCAGGGGGUAUUGACUGCAAGCUGAUUGGCCCUGAAACACAGUGCUUUUGUGAACACAGAUACAAGCAGCAUCAGACAGAAUUGGAGGUGGUUCCUUCUGAGCGACCCCUUGCUCUACCGUGCAAGGUCAGGGGAUGUCACUGUUCUGCUUAUACCUACGUUCCUUGGCUUGGAUGUAACCCGGUGCGCUGCAGGUGUAAACAUUUACCCCAGGAUCACAGUGAGGCCACAGGCCACUUGUGCAGAAAGUGCAAUUCCUGCUCUGGGUUCAACAGUCCCUUCACUUGUGGAUGUGGUCGGCCUUUGUUUGAGCACCGUACCUUGGUUGAGACAAAGCUAGAGAGGCAGGCAAGAGGCCAGCCUGUUGGCAGAGAUGUUCCUUAUGCAGCCAUGGGGGGGCUGACAGGGUUCAGCUCUUUGCUUGAUGGUUACCACACUUUGGAAGCCUCCUGCACAGAUGAAGGCAGGGAAGAUGUCUGCCUACAGAGGAGCUCAGCAGAGAGGAAGCUCAACACCUCUGCCAAAGCAACCAGCUCUGGUGUCUGCAAGAAGCAUACUGACAAACACUGAAAUGCAUAUAGGUGGUUAGUCACUUAAUGCCAACAGUUUCUCCAAAUGAUUCUAUUCCUCCUUGAUGAGGUUUUCCUCACUGUAGGGCCUGCGGUCUGUCCUCUGGUGUGGUCCCUUGAAAUUUUAAAUGCAUGUCCAGCCUCUGAUUCAGAAGCCCACUCUUGACCCCUCUGCUAAUUAUAGGACAAUCUCUAAACUGCUAUUUCUUUCAAAUAUCCUUGAGAAGAUAGUCUGCAACCAAUUGGCAUAUGUGAAAGAAGAUAACAUUUUAGAGGUUUUACAGUCUGUUUUAAAAUUUUUACACAGUACAGAAUCAUCCCUUUUGAAAGUUUUUAGUAAUACAUUUUUUGCAACUGACUCUGGUGACCGUGUUAUCCUCAUGCUUUUAGAUUUAUUGGCUGCUUUUGACACAGUGGACCACAGGAUUUUAUUUUCUUGCUUGGAGCAGGGGGCAUCAGUUUUACAGCUCUAAAACUGGUUUAGGUCUUAUUUAGCUGAGUGUACUUUGUGCAUCGGCCUUGGUAACCAUGUGGUCCCCUCUGCUCCUCUCUUGUAUGGGGUCCCGCAGGGCUCAGUUUCAGGCCCUCUCCUCUUCAUGCUGUACCUGCUACCUCUUGGCUCUAUUUUUAGAAAAUAUGGGCUCUCCUUUCAUUGUUAUGCAGUAGAUACCCAAAUAUGUGUCCCACUAAAGAUAAAUGACUCCAACUAUCUGAGCCCUGCGUUUUCAUGUCUGAUUGUGAACUUUUUGAUCGUUUAAUGACAAAAAUACUGAGGUGGCUCCACUAAGACCCCCCAAGUAUAUGUUGGCCCAGUACAUCAGGCCAACUGUUACCAACCUAGGAGUCAAAGUGAAUGCUGCACUGAAGUUAGAAAGUCACAUCAGAGCAGUUUUAAAACCAUCUUUUUCCACUUGAGGCACUGGGCUAAAGUAAAGCCAAUUCCUUCUCAGGAGCAUUUUGAAACAGUAAUCCACUCCUUUGUUACCACUCGGCUGGAUUACUGUAACACAUUUUAAAUGGUCUGCACUUGUAUAGUGUUUUAUCAAGUCCCCAGAGACCGCAAAGCGCUUUACACUAUAAUCAGUCAUCCACCCAUCCACACAUUCACACACUGACACUGGUGAGCUACAUUGUAUCCACAGCCGCCUUGGAGCAGAUUGACAGAAGAGAGGCUGCCAUACAAUCGGCGCCACCGAGCCCUCUGGCCACCAGCAGCAGGCAAGGAGGGUAAAGUGUCUUGCCCAAAGACACAACGACUGAGACAGACAGAACAGGGAUUCGAUAUGGUAACCCACCGGUCAUAGGACAAACCCCUACCACACCCGCCACCGUGGCAACCGUCGCCUGGGUGGCAGAAGACAGGAUUUAGUGAAUCAGUGGUUACUGUAUGUCUCAGCUUCAGAGGUUACAGAAUGCUGCUGCAUGUUUUUUAACUGGCAACAAAGUUUGACCUUAUUUCCCCUAUUUUAGUCUCCCUGCACUGGCUGUCUGUACAUUUUAGGAUUAAUUUUUAAAGUUUAUUUGCCUAUAAAGCCAAAAAUAAUUUUUUACUUUAUUUUUUUAUCUCUCCUAUUUUUUAUCUUACUUUAUUCUGACUGAUUGUGUGACUAUUUUAUUAUUUUAAUACAGGGCUGUUUUAUUUAUGUUUAUUUAUGUUAAUUCAGUUAUCGAUUUAUUAUUGUAUUAUGGAACUCCUGUUUCAUUUGUUCUGUGUACAGCACCGGUGGGUGUUUAAAGUGCUUUAUCAAUAAGCUGGUGAAGACAAAGGAUAUUUGGUUUGUUUAAGAGAAAAAAUUCCACCUGACUGUAAAUAACCACUAAUGGUUCUUUUUUUAUGAAUUUAACCCUGGUUUAAAAUCUGUUGCAAUGAAUUUUACAGGUUUUACCCCUCAUUGCAGUUUUCAGGUCACUUUAACUUCUCUUUUUCUGUGCAAAGACAAUGAACGAUGGUCAAACUAAUGUCACGGAAGGAUCCCUAAAGGAUCCCUGUCAGUGAAUAAACCAACAGACCAUCA
This is a messenger RNA of Girardinichthys multiradiatus, 2902 nucleotides long. It is a transcript of the gene fam221a, whose product is annotated as family with sequence similarity 221 member A. The coding region runs from base 139 to 888 and encodes 249 amino acids. The transcript has 7 exons. The record is from RefSeq and is a predicted model, not a curated record. Lineage: Eukaryota; Metazoa; Chordata; Actinopteri; Cyprinodontiformes; Goodeidae.